Messenger RNA from Ipomoea nil (Japanese morning glory), 1500 nucleotides. Its product is annotated as putative nuclease HARBI1. The record is from RefSeq and is a predicted model, not a curated record. Gene Ontology annotation, molecular function: chromatin binding. NCBI's taxonomy places the organism in Eukaryota, Viridiplantae, Streptophyta, Magnoliopsida, Solanales, Convolvulaceae. The transcript is spliced from 3 exons. Bases 67 to 1296 code for a protein of 409 amino acids. Gene Ontology annotation, cellular component: PRC1 complex; ESC/E(Z) complex.
AAAACAGAAGGAUGAAGAAUCGAUUUCUUUUCCAGUGGAGUGGAGUCGAAUCUGCAGUUUUGGUGGAUGGCUCCGCCCAAAAAAUCCAAGAAAUUGAAGAAGGAUGCUAAGAAAUUGAAGAAAAGAAAGAUCAAGAACAAGACCAAGAGUGGCAAGAUAAUCAGCACAGUCCCCGUAGACAACAAGGCAGUUGAUUCCGAUUGGUGGGAUUCUUUCUGGCACAAGAACUCUUCAUCCCCAGGUUUGAGUAUACCUUCUGAUGAGGCAGAAGGUUUCAAGUACUUCUUUCGCGUUUCGAAGAAGACUUUUGAUUACAUAUGUUCACUUGUGAGGGAGGAUCUCAUCUCAAGGCCCCCUUCAGGUCUCAUCAAUAUCGAGGGAAGGCUCCUUAGCGUUGAGAAGCAGGUUGCAAUCGCCUUGAGAAGAUUAGCAUCUGGUGAAUCACAAGUUUCGGUUGGAGCUUCAUUUGGAGUUGGGCAGUCUACCGUUUCUCAGGUGACUUGGAGGUUCAUCGAGGCACUUGAAGAGCGUGCAAAGCAUCACCUCAAGUGGCCUGAACCGAGUAAAGUGGAAAAAAUCAAGUCAGAGUUUGAAGCAUCGUUUGGACUGCCUAAUUGUUGUGGAGCAAUUGAUGCAACCCACAUCAUAAUGACCCUUCCCACGGUUCAAACAUCAGAUGACUGGUGUGAUCAGGAGAACAAUUACAGCAUGCUUUUGCAAGGGAUUGUAGAUAGCGAGAUGAGAUUUUUAGAUAUCGUGACUGGAUGGCCCGGGGGCAUGACUACUUCCAAACUAUUGAAGUGCUCUGGAUUUUAUAAACUUUGUGAAUCUGGAGAUCGUUUAAAUGGCAGUGCCAAAAUGACAUUCGAAGGACAAGAGAUUAGGGAAUAUAUAGUUGGUGGUUUUGGUUAUCCUCACCUUCCUUGGCUUAUUACUCCUUGUGAAGAAGAUAAGGAGCUUUCAUCAGCCAUGUUGGAUUUUAAUGCGGUGCAUGAGACUGCAAGAUCACUUGCAGUAAAGGCGUUCUCGCAAUUGAAGGGCGGCUGGAGAAUCCUGAGUAAGGUUAUGUGGAGACCCGAUAAACGGAAGCUACCUAGUAUUAUCUUGGUGUGUUGUCUGCUUCAUAAUAUCAUAAUUGAUUGUGGGGACCGGUUGCAUCCAGAUGCCGCUUUGACUUGUCAUCAUGACUCCGGUUAUUUGGGACAGAGCUGCAAGCAAAUUGAUCCAAUCGGGAGAACUAUAAGAGAUAACAUAGCCAAGCACUUGCGGGAUACAAAGAGUAGUUAUUCAUCUUGAUGACACUCUGACUCUGGUUAUUGAGCAAGGGAGCAUCCUCAAGGCUUCAACCAAGAUGUACAUGCCCAAUUUAUGUUGUUUUUGUUUUAACUUUUAACAAAGCAAUAUGUUUUUUUAUGCUUGUAAGGAGAGAGGAAGGAGUGAAAACCAGAUUGGGAAAACGGGGUGGUUGCUUAAUGAAAAUAUUUGAUCCUCUUAUGCUUA